AUGGCCAGCUCAAUUCUUCGCAUGCGGGCCCUCGGGGCGGCGCGCCAGGUGCGCAGCUUCAGCUCGACCCCGCGACAGCUCGCCGCCGAGGUCAAGAGCCUGGGCGUCAUCGGCGCCGGCCAGAUGGGUCUCGGCAUUGCCCUCGUCGCCGCGCAAAAGGCCCAGGUCCCCGUGACGCUCAUUGACACGUCCGACAAGGCCCUCAGCAAGGGCAUCGCCUUUGCCGAGAAGCUGCUGGCCAAGGAUGUGUCCAAGUCGCGCAUCACGCAGGAGCAGGCCGACAAGGCGCGUUCCCUCCUGACGCCGAGCACCAAGAUGGAGGAUCUCUCCGCCGUCGACUUUGUCAUCGAGGCCGUCCCCGAGAUCCCCAAGCUCAAGUUCGACAUCUUCCGCAACCUCGCCGAGGUCUGCUCCAAGCACGCCAUCCUCGCCACCAACACGUCCUCCAUCUCCAUCACCCGCAUCGCCGCCGCCACGACCACCGACCCGACCGACACCUCGGCCUCGUCCCGCGUCGUCUCCACCCACUUCAUGAACCCCGUCCCCGUCCAGAAGGGCGUUGAGAUUAUCAGCGGCCUGCAGACCAGCAAGGAGACGCUCGACACCGCCGUCGAGUUCUGCAAGCGUAUGGGCAAGGUCACCUCGGUGUCUGCCGACUCCCCCGGCUUCCUUGCCAACCGCAUCCUCAUGCCCUACAUCAACGAGGCCGUCAUCUGCCUCGAGACGGGCGUCGGCGACCGCGACUCCAUCGACGCCAUCAUGAAGAACGGCACCAACGUCCCCAUGGGCCCGCUCCAGCUCGCCGACUUCAUCGGCCUCGACACCUGCCUCUCCAUCAUGAAGGUGCUGCACGAGGAGACGGGCGACUCCAAGUACCGCCCCAGCGUCCUGCUCGGCAAGAUGGUGGACGCCGGCUGGCUCGGCAAGAAGAGCGGCAAGGGCUUCUACGACUACUGA
Molecule: messenger RNA, 957 nt
Organism: Purpureocillium lilacinum
Lineage: Eukaryota; Fungi; Ascomycota; Sordariomycetes; Hypocreales; Ophiocordycipitaceae
Biological process (GO): fatty acid metabolic process
Molecular function (GO): NAD+ binding; oxidoreductase activity, acting on the CH-OH group of donors, NAD or NADP as acceptor
Source: RefSeq, a predicted model, not a curated record